Messenger RNA from Cooperia oncophora, 498 nucleotides. Lineage: Eukaryota; Metazoa; Nematoda; Chromadorea; Rhabditida; Trichostrongylidae. The record is from the annotation of a GenBank genome assembly.
AUGUUACAAGUACGAUCACGAUCGGGUGUAGCACGAACGACUACAAGUCGAUCUUCUGGCUCCGUCAGUAGUAACAUGGCGUCAUUGUCGCUUUCGUUGUCAUCAACUGGACAAUCAGAUUCUGAAUCAAGCGUUGUCGGUGUUACGCCGACAACUGAAUCUUAUUACGAUUAUAACGGAGUUGAUGGUGGCACAGAAGCUGAGAUAAAACGGCCACCAGAUAGUGCAUGCCCGCAAUGCCGAAAAUCUUAUCCUCGGUGCUCGCUUUGCGGGUUGUCGUAUGGUACGCCAGUUAAUGACUACGAUCAUCCGGCGGGAUCGUUCUCAAUGAUGUUCUCCACAUGUUUGAUGUGCAAUCAUGGAGGGCACAUGAAACAUGUGAUCUCGUGGUUUGAAAAGGAAGACGAGUGUCCGGUAUUAGGGUGUGAUUGCAGGUGCUUGUAUCUUGAAAACGGCAUUAGUGGACGUAUUAAACAAAAAAUCUUGACCUCUUUCUAA